Molossus molossus (Pallas's mastiff bat) is the source of this 4188-nucleotide messenger RNA. RefSeq names its product desmoglein 3 (gene DSG3). Lineage: Eukaryota; Metazoa; Chordata; Mammalia; Chiroptera; Molossidae. Gene Ontology annotation, cellular component: plasma membrane; desmosome. The record is from RefSeq and is a predicted model, not a curated record. Gene Ontology annotation, biological process: homophilic cell-cell adhesion. The transcript has 16 exons. Bases 118 to 3123 code for a protein of 1001 amino acids. Gene Ontology annotation, molecular function: calcium ion binding.
GAACCGAAUAACAGGUCCUCUGUAGACUCCUGAAGACCGCAGAAACCUAUGCAGACGGAGCAGAAGGGCUGAAGCAGCAGUUCCCCGGGGAUUUGCUCAAAGAGGAACUCAGAGACAAUGACUUGGUUCCUUUUUAGAAUCACAAGGACUCUGACCAUUUUAAUGGUGAUCCUACUGGUUCAUGGAGAAAUGAGAAUAGAGAUAAAAGAAGUACACGGAGAAAAUGGGACAGCAGUACAAGCCAAAAGGAGAUAUAAACGUGAAUGGGUCAAAUUUGCAAGACCCUGCAGAGAAGAAGAAGACAACUCGAAAAGAAACCCCAUUGCCACAAUUAGUUCAGAUUUCCAAAGAACACAGAAAAUUACCUACCGAAUUUCUGGAAUGGGAAUUGAUCGGCCCCCUUUGGGAAUCUUUGUUGUUGACAAAAAUACUGGAGAAAUUAACAUAACAACCAUCGUUGAUCGUGAGCAAACCCCAAACUUCCACAUCACAUGUCAUGCUGUAAAUGCCAUAGGACAAGAUGUAGAGAAACCACUUAUAUUAACGGUCAAAAUUUUAGAUAUCAAUGACAACCCGCCAAUAUUUUCACAAAGUAUAUUCAUGGGUGAAAUUGAAGAAAACAGUCCUUCAAACUCAUUGGUGAUGAUACUAAAUGCCACAGAUGCAGAUGAACCAAACCAUCUGAACUCUAAAAUUGCUUUCAAAAUCAUCUCUCAGGAACCUGCAGGCAUACCCAUGUUUCUCCUUAGCAGACACACUGGGGAAAUCCGUACUUUGACCAAUUCUCUUGACCGAGAGCAAGUUAGCAGCUAUCAUCUGGUUGUGAGUGGUGCAGACCGAGAUGGAGAAGGACUAUCAACUGAAUGUAAAACUAACAUCAAAGUGAAAGAUGUCAAUGACAAUUUCCCAAUGUUCAAAGAAUCUCAGUAUUCAGCACGUAUUGAGGAAAAUACUUUAAGUUCUGAGUUGCUUCGAUUUCAAGUAAUAGAUUUGGAUGAAGAGUUCACAGAUAAUUGGCUUGCGGAGUACUUCUUUACUUCUGGAAAUGAAGGAAAUUGGUUUGAAAUACAAACUGAUGCUAAGACUAACGAAGGUAUCCUGAAAGUGGUUAAGCCUCUGGAUUAUGAACAACUACAAAAUGCACAAUUUAGUAUUGCUGUCAAAAACAAAGCUGCGUUUCACCACUCAGUAAUCUCUCGGUAUCGAGUCCAGUCCACCCAAGUUACAGUUAAAGUUAUAAAUGUGCUAGAAGGAAUUGCAUUCCGUCCUGCUUCCAAGACGUUCACUGUCCAGAGAGGCAUGAGCAUUAAAAAGCUGGCUAAUUACAUCCUGGGAACCUAUCCAGCCAUUGAUGAAGACACUAACAAACCUGCCUCCAAUGUCAGAUAUAUCAUGGGACGUAAUGAUGGUGGUUUUCUAAUUAUUGAUUCAAAAACGGCUGAAAUCAAAUUUGCCAGAAACAUUGUUCGGGAUUCUACUUUCAUAGUUAACAAGACAAUCACAGCUGAAGUUCUGGCCAUAGAUGAAAACACGGGUAAAACAUCUACAGGCACCAUAUAUGUUGAAGUACCUGGUUUUAAUGAAAAUUGCCCAACAGUUGUUCUCGAAAGGGGACAAAUUUGCAGCUCAUCACCUUCCGUGGUUGUCUCUGCUAGAGUGCAGGGCAGUGAUAAAUAUACUGGCCCCUACACAUUUUCACUAGAGAAUCAGCCUCAAAAAUUGCCAUUUGUGUGGCGUAUCACAGAAAUUAAUGCUACCUCUGCGCUACUAAUGUCCCAGGAGCAGCCCUCCCCUGGAGUAUACAGAAUCUCCCUCGUAAUUACAGACAGACAAGACAGGCAGUGCGACACUCCAGAGAGUCUGACUGUGGAGGUCUGUCAGUGUGACUACAGGGACAUCUGUACAGCCCCACACACUGGAUCCAGGUAUAGAGAGUAUUCAUCUGUGAGGCUGGGGCCUGCUGCCAUCGGCCUGAUACUCCUUGGUCUUCUGCUACUGCUGUUGGCGCCCCUUCUGCUGCUGACCUGUGACUGUGGGAUGGGUCCUAUUGGGGGAGCAACAGCCGGCUUCAUCCCAGUUCCCGAUGGCUCAGAAGGAACAAUUCAUCAGUGGGGAAUCGAAGGAGCCCAACCUGAAGACAAAGAAAUCACAAAUAUUUGUGUGCCACAUAUAACUUCCAGUGGAGCUGAUUUCAUGGGAAAUUCUGAAGUUUGUACAAAUACCUGUACCAGAGGAAUGGCGGUGGAGGAAGCUUCAGGAAUAGAACUGACCACCAAGCUUGGAGCAGCCACAGGAUCUGGGGCAACGAUGGGAUCUGGAGCCGUCGCAGGGCUCGGGGCCACCACUGGCCUUGGCUUCUGUUCUGCAGAACAGUCUGCAACAAUGCAAACAAGGCAUUCCAUGGGAGGAACCCACAAGGACUACUGCGAGGGAGCAAUAAGCAUGAAUUUCUUGGAGUCCUACUUUUCUCAGAAAGCAUGUGCCUGUGCAGAGGAAGACGAUGGCCAGGAAGCAAAUGACUGCUUGUUGAUCUAUGACAACGAAGGACUGGGGGCUCCCAGUUCUCCUGUGGGCUCCCUGGGUUGCUGCAGUUUUAUUGCUGAUGAGCUAGAUGAGAGUUUCUUGGACUCACUGGGCCCAAAAUUUAAACAACUUGCAGAGAUAAGCCUUGGGCUUGACGACAAAGCCAAAGAAUCUCAGCUACCUACCAAAGACAGCGGUUCUGGGAUUGUAUCCUGCGGCGGUUCUGGGAUUGGAUCCUGCGGCCAUUCUGUAGAAAUCCAGCACUCAGAAUGGGUAGACCCUUCUAAGUGCCAGACCUUGUCAGGCAGUCAUGGAGUGUGUGUUUUGUCUGCUUCUGGCUCUGUCCUCCAACCAGCCAUUUCCAUUCCUGACCCUUUGCAGCAGGGGAGCUAUUUGGUAACGGAGACUUACUCAACUUCUGGCUCCCUCGUGCAACCUUCCCCUGCCAUCUUUGAUCCACUUCUCAAGCAAAAUGUCAUCAUGACAGAAAGAGUGAUUUGUCCCAUUUCCAGUAGUCCUGGCAACAUACAUGGUCCGACUGAGCUACAAGGGCCAUGUAAAAUGAUCUGUAGUGAAGAUCCUUGUUCCCGUCUAAUAUGAUCAGAAUGACCUAACUGGCCACAAAAGCAUCUUUGGACCAAAUUAUCCAUAAUAUCAUAGCAAGGUUCAGAGUAUUGGUCUAAUCUGGCACUUACUGGCUACUCUCAUAAAGUGAUCAUAAUUACAGUUAAAAAUUUUCUAGCUCACACCCCCAAACUGAAGAUUUUGCCACUCUUAAUUCUCAAAUAUCAUUUGAGUGGUAGUAAAUGUUAAUGUUUUUCGAAAAACCUUAACAUAUUCAGUAGGAAAAUUUCUUAACAAUUUUUAAGCUUCUACUUUUGCAGUGCCAAAGAAAGGUGUUUAUCGCUUUAAAAUGCAAUGCACUUUUAGUAGAUUAAGCACUUGGAGUCAAGAGUCCCAGUUCUUGUCUUUGUCACUUUUUCUUAUAUCAUUAAUAAUGAUGUAAGUGACCUAAGGUGUUUGCUAAAGCAUUUUGAGCUGCUGGGUAGGGAAAAACAAGAACUAGUCACAGUUGAAUUUUUUUCCAUCUGCCUGGUGCUGGGAGACCCUAAGUGCAUCUUUUGCUCAAGCUGAGUGCUACUGGCUUAUGAAUUAAACUUGCUACAUCUAUAUGCCUCAUAUUCUAACAAUAAGAUAAUUUUAUCAUAGAACAUUUAGGAAAGUUUAGUAUGGUGUAAAUAGUAUUUUGGGUUUCUUUAAUCAUCUUGAAAUGAUCUAUCCAAAGAAAAUGUUUUAUACUGAACUCCUUCCAACACACUUCUCAGUAACAGAUCCUAUGUUAAUGAAAAAUGCUCUUUAUUUUUUAAAUGUCAGUGGAUGGAUGUAACUUACGUACGAUAUAUCAUGAUGUUUAUUAUGUUAACAAUGUCUACAGACUUCAUGGGACUACAAAACAUGCCUUUUCUCAUAAGCAAAAGAGUCCUCUAACUAGAAUAACACAAGAUAAAAUUUGUAAAUAUGUAUUAUAAGCAGAAUUUUAGGUCAAAUAGGAUAUGAAAAGGGAUUACUAGGAACCUCUAUUUUUUUUUUAAGCCUUACAAAUUUAAAAUUAAACAGCUACAGAAGUUUAAUUCUUGAGUGUAACAAUAAGUUAGUGAAGGUUUA